Molecule: messenger RNA, 2662 nt
Organism: Corylus avellana
Lineage: Eukaryota; Viridiplantae; Streptophyta; Magnoliopsida; Fagales; Betulaceae
Source: RefSeq, a predicted model, not a curated record
UAAAAAAAUAAAAAAUAAAAAUAAAAAAAUUCAGAAAGCAAGUUCAUCAUUCUUUUACAAGUAAACAAGACUUUUCUAAUUUGAAAGAAAGAGGAGAAGAGAAAGGGACAAAACUCUCCAUCUAUCUCUCCGUCUCCCUCUCUUUUUUCCUUGUUGACACCAUUGGAACGAAAAAGAAGGACAAAAGGUCAAUAUUUGAGUGUUGCAUUGUCCUUCUCUUACUUUCUCGGAGAUAUUUUCGCUCUCAUAUACAGUUUUGAAGAAGCAAAAGUAUCCAGCUAAGGAAAAGAGAGAAGCAAAAGUAUCCUACCUUGAAUUGAACCGUAUCUUAAAAAAUCUUGAGCUGGUUUUUUGUUUCUUUUUUUCUGGGUUUGUAUAGUUUGUUUGCCGUUGUGGUGGUGGGAGUGGUGGUUAAAGAUGCCGGAGAAGGCAGCGAAUUCGCUACCUUUGAAUCCAUUGAUGACGAGGUCGAGUCAGUUGCUUCAUUGGCGUUUUGGGGUGCUGACGGCUCUGGUUUUUGUUGGGAUGAUUGUUGUUUGGAGCGUGGAUGGGUGCACCAUAAAGAACUUUCUUGAAGCUUGGAGGCUCAGGCGAGAUUACAUUACCAUGAAACUAAACACUCGACCGGUUAAUCUCACCCAAACCCAUCAAAGUUUGCCACUUAACACCUCGAACAACCUAGUUAAUCCGAUUCAGAAACAGAACAAUACCACCCACUUUGAUUCUCCCCCUCUUGAACCGUUUCCUGUUGAGAUUUCAACUGGGAUUCCUCAAAAACUAGCCCAGAAUCCAAUGGAGAACAUAGCUUUGCGAAAUUUGAGCUGGGUUUCAGCUGAACUGGAGCGAAAUUUGACCUCCAAUCUUCUCGCCAGGUGGUUAGCUCCAGGAGGUGAACCUUGUAGGGAUUCCAAGACAGUGCAGAUUUCAAUUUCUGGUUUGGAUGGUGGGAACAGGGUUGAUUUGUCAGCUGGUGAAAUCCAUGAAUUUGGUUUUCAAUCACUGGAUGAGUCCGGCCAUCCUCGCUGUUUAGGUGGGGAUUACUUUGAGACUGAUCUUUCAGGGGAUUCUUGGAAAUCCAGGCCAUUAGUGAAAGAUUUUGGAAAUGGGUCUUAUUCUGUUUCGCUUCAGGUUCAUCCCGAUUUUGCUGGGGAAUACAAUCUCACGCUGAUCCUCCUCUAUAGGCACUUUGAGGGUCUAAAGUUUUCGCCUUGGCGGUUUGCAUUUGACCGAGAGCUUCGCAAGAUUCCAAUCGGGUUUUACAAAGCCUCAGGUCAGUUGCAUGAGCUACAAACUUGUAACGAAUCUGAUUUUAGCAGGGACAUUUGGUCUGGGAGGUGGACUCGGCUUGGUAAGAAUGAUGAUUGCCAAAUCGGUAACGAUGGUCGGUACCGGUGCCUAGCGCCCGACUUUCCAUGCCGGAGUCCGUGGUGUAGCGGUUCAUUGGAACUGUUAGAGAGUAAUGGUUGGGUCUACUCGGCACAUUGUUCUUUUAGAUUGUUUUCUGCUGAUUCUGCUUGGAAUUGCUUGAAAAAUCGCUGGAUUUUUUUCUGGGGCGAUUCCAAUCACGUAGACACAAUACGAAACAUGCUCAAUUUUGUUUUAGAUUUGCCUGCAAUUCCGUCAGUUCCAAGGCGGUUCGAUAUGAACUUCUCCAACCCGAAAGACCCAACUCAGUCGGUUAGAAUUACUAGCAUUUUCAAUGGGCAUUGGAACGAGACGGGGAAUUAUGAAGGCUUGAAUUCGUUGCAGGAUGAACGAUUUAGGAAUUUGUUAAACAAGUACUUUUCAGAAGACACGGUUCCAGACUCUGUGAUCAUGAACUCUGGAUUACAUGACGGUGUGAAGUGGAGAAAUGUAAGAGCAUUCGCUGCUGGGGCAGAUUAUGCAGCUUCGUUUUGGGCAGGGGUUAUGGAGUCAGUGAAGCAGAGGGGGUUGGCUGCGCCAAAGGUCUUUUACAGGACCACUGUGGCGACAGGUGGAUAUGCUCGGUCACUGGCAUUUAAUCCCAAUAAGAUGGAGGCGUUUAAUUGGGUAUUGCUGGAGAAAUUGAAGGAAGCCGGGGUGGUUUCCGGCGUGAUUGAUAACUUUGAUAUGACUUUUCCUUGGCAUUUUGAUAACCGGUGCAAUGAUGGUGUGCAUUAUGGCCGCGCUCCAGCAAAGAUGAAGUGGAGGGAUGGCCAAAUUGGGCACCAGUAUUUUGUAGACCUCAUGUUAAGCCAUGUGUUGCUUAAUGCACUUUGCGCAAGAUAACCAGUUUUGGAAAGGUUUAUGUUAACGUAUUACACGUGCAGUGGAUGAAUUUUGCCACUCUUCCAUGGGAGGUGGAGCACCCGGAAAGAGAGUGCGAAUUGCAGGCGGUUCAUAUCUUUGAGCCAAAGGAAAAAUGGAUUGGAGGCCAUUGCUAGAGUGCAGAUAAACAAUGUCGCUGCUGCUUGUAGGAAGAAGUACAAGGUUGUGAGUUCUUUAUAUUGCUCCAUAUAUUUCAUUAGAUUAGAUGGUAUUCUUUAUUUUUUUAUAAACUUCCAUAUGAAUUUAGAUAAACAUUUGGUUUCCACGCUUGUAGAGUUUGAGGGAUCCUUGAGUGUCAGGAAUAGAAAAUCUCAGUGUUGGUAAUAUCAUUAUUAUGGUAUCACAACUGUUGCACAUUUCUGGUGCUUGCUUU